AUGACUGGGAAGACCCAGACAAGCAACGUGACUAACAAGAAUGACCCACGCUCCCUCAACUCCCGCGUCUUCAUUGGCAACCUCAACACGGCCGUGGUAACAAAGGCUGACAUCGAGGCCAUCUUUGCCAAGUACGGCAAGAUUGUGGGUUGCUCUGUGCAUAAAGGCUACGCCUUCGUUCAGUAUGCCAGCGAGAGGAACGCCAGGGCGGCCGUGGCCGGAGAGAACGCCAGGGUCAUUGCUGGACAAUCACUAGAUAUCAACAUGGCAGGAGAGCCCAAACCAUACAGACCAAAGAUGGUUUCCAAGAGGCCUCUCUCAUCCCUCUACAGUGGCUACGAGUUCGACUAUGACUACUACAGAGACGAUUUCUACAGCAGACUCUUUGAGUACCACGGUCGUGUCAUGCCCCCGACCCGGGCUGUGAUCCCGAUCAAACGUUCGCGGGUAGUUGUCCCGUCCACACGCAGAACCAAAUCCUCCUUUCCAGUCAGGGCCUGUUCUUCCUCUUCCUCUUCUUCCUCCUCCCGAGCGCUCAAUGUUGGCUCAUCCAUCACAGGCCCAAAACUGAAGACAGACCAGCUUGUAACAAUCAAAAAGGAGCUGUCACAGAUCAAGACCAAGAUCGACUCACUGCUGGGAAGGCUGGAGAAGAUUGAGAGGCAACAUCGCUCUGAUGCCGAUAUGCAGAGGAAACACAAGGAGAUAUGUGAGUGUCUCCAUGGUGAUGCAGCAGACCGAUCUGGUGGAGAGGAAGCCGAGGGGACAGCUGAGGUGGAGGCGGGGGAGAUGACGGACGGCGGUGAAGACGACUUUGAGGAUGAAGGCACCGGCGACAUGAUAGAGAACCACAUAUCGGAUAUUGACAACUGA
Scomber scombrus (Atlantic mackerel) is the source of this 873-nucleotide messenger RNA. Its product is annotated as RNA-binding Raly-like protein. Gene Ontology annotation, molecular function: RNA binding. The coding region runs from base 1 to 873 and encodes 290 amino acids. The record is from RefSeq and is a predicted model, not a curated record. Gene Ontology annotation, cellular component: nucleus. The transcript has 7 exons. Lineage: Eukaryota; Metazoa; Chordata; Actinopteri; Scombriformes; Scombridae.